GGGUACAGAUGCAAUUUUUCCCAAAGGUGGAAGGAGGAGGAGGAGGAGGAGGAGGAGGAGGAAAGGAGGAGAGGAGGGGAGGGGGGGAGGAGGAGAGGAGGAGAGGAGGAGAGGAGGAGAGAAUGGCAAGAGGAGGAGGAGGAGGAGAGGAGGAGAGAAUGGCAAGAGGAGGAGGAGGAGGAGGAGAGCUUAGGAGACAAGAAGGACGUGCAGGCAAGCUCUAGAAACAAGGAGGCGAGGAGGAGGGGAUGAGGAGAAAAGAGGAAACGACAAGAGUAGGACGAUACUGCAAAAG
Molecule: messenger RNA, 295 nt
Organism: Chara braunii
Lineage: Eukaryota; Viridiplantae; Streptophyta; Charophyceae; Charales; Characeae
Source: the annotation of a GenBank genome assembly